CUAUCUUGAGAGAAAUUGUUAGUAGCAGAGGCAAGAUCUUGGUACAAAUACCUUCGCGGUCCAAUGCCCAUCUCAAAAUCAUCAGUGAUAGAUGUUAAAUUUGUCCUCUCUGCCCUUUUAUUUACCUUCUUCCUUUGCCUCAUAAUACAUAUGCUAAAAGUGUUCCAAUGAGAAGAAUGAUCACUAGUACCACAAUAGCAACAACUAGUUUGAUCUUUCUUGAUGAGUCGUUGGUUUCCUUAGCAUCCAAGCUUGAAUUGAAUUUCCAAGAUUUGAGUGUAUGUUGUUUAGCUACACCUCUUGUAGAAGCUGAAAAGCCUAUAGUCACCCAUUUGUUCAAAACGUUCCUUAAAUCAACCAAGUGUAGUAUCCCUAAUGUGGAAACGUGCAUCUUAUGGAGUGUAAACAGUAGAGUGUAUAGAAUUGAUAUUGAUACCCACAUGACUUUGAACAUCCAUAGGAUCCCAUCCAAGGUUCUGGCCAAGGUAGCCACCACCAGAGUUGGGUGGGAUUUGAAAUCCAACUGGAGCAAGGAAAAACUCAAUUCCAUCAUUGGUAAUAUUUGGACUCGGUGCAUCAAUACUGAAGGAGAAAGACAAGUAAAGUCUGAAAGCUUUCCUGAGUUGGAGUCCCACAUCUGGACUUCAUUUGCAUAUGUGACCCAACCAACACGAAAGGGUUCAUUAUUGCUGAUUAACUCCACAAUUCCAGAGGAAGACAUUGCAUCUCCUUGGUAGAGAAUGUAAUUGGGACUAGGGUUGAAGUUAGGUAUUUGAAAGCUUAUUGAAUAUGAAGAUGGAAGAAGAAGAAGAAUAAAGGAAACACAUUUUG
Messenger RNA from Rubroshorea leprosula, 831 nucleotides. Lineage: Eukaryota; Viridiplantae; Streptophyta; Magnoliopsida; Malvales; Dipterocarpaceae. The record is from the annotation of a GenBank genome assembly.